GUGCCUCCGUUCCGAUUAAUGCCUAUUAUGGACCUUAACUAUAGCCAGGCCCUACUAUCCCUCGUAUUUCCUUCGUUAUAUCCGUACAGUAUGGCCGACUUCGUGUACCCCCGCGAACAGACUAUCGACUAUACUAUAUAUAUCCAGCACGCUAUAAAGUAG
Sodiomyces alkalinus F11 is the source of this 162-nucleotide messenger RNA. RefSeq lists its product as hypothetical. The record is from RefSeq and is a predicted model, not a curated record. The annotation marks the transcript as partial. The transcript has a single exon. Lineage: Eukaryota; Fungi; Ascomycota; Sordariomycetes; Glomerellales; Plectosphaerellaceae.